AUGAAUAUCGACGACUAUAGACAAAUGAGAGAGAAUCUCUCUUCGAUCAUAGAUUCGCUUCCGUACUUGACUUCGACUACUGUACAACUGCCCCUCUUGGAUACGGAAGGAGGACUGUUUGGUACGGGGGAUGGUGGGGUUGUUGGGGUUAAAAACUUUAGGAUCAGUGCGCACAAGGAUAUAGAUGGAUUGGAUAAUUUUAUAGCCCAGCAUUUGAACACCCAAGGCCCGUUGCCACCUUUAUCGACCAACGCACCUUAUAUACUAGCUGUAUGGAGCGAGAUCGUCGCUGCUUGCCCGGUUCAAGCGAUCGGAAAAACAUUCAACUUGCCUAAAGAAAAGGGACGCGGAAAGGAUGCUGGGACAGUAAAAGUAGAUGUUGUCGCUGACGAAGGUCGGCGGUGGAUCCGGGUCAACACAAUAAAAAAUUCGCGUCUUAUGGCAGAGAUCCACGAACUCGACGGGUACGAUUCCGAAUCAUCCGACGAAGAGUCACCACAAAAUGGCGGCAUUGUUACCCCCUCGAGCGAGAAUUCGAUUAUUCGAAUGGCCAAGUCAUUACUUGCCGCUGCCAAAUACCAUGUCGUACCGGACACCGGCGAAAUCCCACACAUCACCUUGCGUCUCACACGACUGGAAAUUGAUCCUGUCAAUAGCGACGAACCGGUUGAUAUUCGAAUCAUACGUACCGUCAAGGAACUCGAGGGAAUGGGCAUUGACGUCCAACUUGGUGAAAGGCCGUUCCCUUCUCGACUGGUGGCCCCUACGUCUCCGCCCCCGGCUCCUCCUCGACCGACUCGUAGGGUGAAUCUAGACUUGUCGCUCAUAAUUGCACUGGUGUCGGAUCUGACUCAUGCUCCGCUUCCUACAAACGAAGUAGACGCAUAUGAACGCUUCAAGCCCCUUACCCGAGUCUGGAAAUCAGGAAAACUCUUCCGUAGCACUGUUAUUAAUGCGAGCGACCCUCCCAGCGACGAUGAAGGAGAUAGUGAGGUUAACGAAGGCGAAGAUGUUGUCAAAGAUUCGCACGAGCAUUCACGAGCGCUUGCACUACAACUUUUGUCCGAAAUGCGACACAGUCUUUUGGACGAGAUGGCUUCGUAUCUCAAAAGCGACCAGCCUUUAGAGUUUUGGACGACCCCCGAGGCCCAGCAGCGGUGCGCUAAGAUUGUACAAAAAAUCGGAGGAGUGGGUGAACGUAGGCGUGCCAAGGCGUUGUUUGACCCCAGUGGUGAACAAGCGUUCUGGGAAGGUUCGAGGUUUGGCGUAGCAUUUAUUCCGGGAUUGGUGCCAUUACGAGUCUACCCCGAACAUGUCCCCACUGUGACCGGUCUCCCUGGGUCCAAGCCAAUCAUACCGCACGAGAUAUUUUCUCGUCGACUAUUCAGAACCUGUCGAAUCCUCUUGUCUCCUUCGCAUGCUGAGGCUCAAGCGAGACUCAAAGGUACGAUUGUACCCUUGGGUUAUGCGACUGAACUCGGGCCUCCUGGAGAUACCCCCCUGGCACCCUCGAUAGACACCUGCACACCAUCUCCAUCCGUUUUAGCAGGCUCUCGUCCGAACACGAGGCUUACAGCCCAUACUGUCCGUUCGAUGCUAUGGGGAGUCUCAAGUCGAGUUACUACCCUGACUGCAAAUCGAGCGAGUGUGAGAGCUGUCUUGCGGGAGAUGAAGAUUUUGGCUGGAAUUGGGAGUAGUGACUCGGAAGAAGCCGAGGGAAAUCUUGAAAAUUCAGGUUUGGAGCACGGCAUUGGUGGGACGGAAAGGGAGGUUGGAGAUGAUGGUGUUGCAGUAUUAUGGGUUGUUGAACCUCGUUCGUUGGCAGAGCAGAUGCGAUCGGAUGUGGUCAACGCUGGAGAGGGUGUGAAUGCCUAG
Messenger RNA from Rhizoctonia solani, 1875 nucleotides. RefSeq lists its product as uncharacterized. The record is from RefSeq and is a predicted model, not a curated record. Bases 1 to 1875 code for a protein of 624 amino acids. The transcript is spliced from 3 exons. Lineage: Eukaryota; Fungi; Basidiomycota; Agaricomycetes; Cantharellales; Ceratobasidiaceae.